UGUGGUCAGGGGUGGACAUGGUGCCGCGUCCUCCAAUGGAGUGGAGACCAAGGCGGGCGGGCCCAGUGGCAGAAGGAGCAUGGCGUGGAGGCAGCUCAGAAAGCGGGCCCUGGAUGCUGUCAUCGUCUUGGGGGGUGGGGGAUUUCUCUUCACUUCCUACUUGACUGUCACGGGGGACGAGCAUUUCUAUGCUGAAUACCUGAUGCCGGCUCUGCAGGGGCUGCUGGACCCCGAGUCAGCCCACAGGCUGGCUGUUCGCUUCACUUCUCUGGGUCUCCUUCCUCGAGUUACCUUCCAAGACUCUGACAUGCUGGAAGUGAGAGUACUGGGCCAUAAGUUCCGAAACCCAGUAGGGAUUGCUGCAGGCUUUGACAAGCAUGGGGAAGCUGUGGAUGGACUUUACAAGCUGGGCUUUGGUUUUGUUGAGGUAGGAAGUGUGACUCCUCAGCCUCAGGAAGGAAACCCCAGGCCCAGAGUCUUCCGCCUCCCUGAGGACCAAGCUAUCAUUAACAGGUAUGGAUUCAACAGCCAUGGACUCUUGGCGGUGGGAAAGAGGUUAUGGGCCAGGAAGCAGAAGCAGACUCAACUCACUGCAGAUGGGCUACCUCUGGGAAUAAACCUGGGCAAGAAUAAAACAUCAGUGGAUGCUGCUGCCGACUACACAGAGGGCGUCCGGGUCUUGGGUCCCUUGGCUGACUACCUGGUAGUGAAUGUGUCCAGUCCAAACACAGCUGGUCUGAGGAACCUGCAGGGAAAGGCCGAGCUGUGCCGCCUGCUGACCAAGGUGCUUCAGGAGAGGGAUGCCUUGAAGAGAGAGCAGAAGCCAGCGGUGCUGGUGAAGAUUGCCCCUGACCUCACAGCUCAGGACAAGGAGGACAUUGCCAGUGUGGCAAGAGAGUUGGGCAUUGAUGGAUUGAUUGUCACCAACACCACAGUGAGUCGCCCUGCUGGUCUGCAGGGUGCUCGGCGCUCUGAGAUAGGAGGGCUAAGUGGGAAACCCCUCCGUGACUUGUCAACUCAGACCAUCAGAGAGAUGUAUGCCCUCACCCAAGGCAGGAUUCCCAUCAUCGGGGUUGGAGGUAUCAACAGUGGACAGGACGCACUAGAAAAGAUCCAGGCAGGGGCCUCCCUGGUGCAACUGUACACGGCCCUCACCUUCCAGGGGCCACCCGUUGUGCGCAAGGUCAAACGUGAGCUGGAGGCGCUCCUGAAAGAGCAGGGUUUUAACAGAGUCACGGAUGCCAUUGGAGCAGAUCAUCGGAGGUGACAGUGCCUAGCAGAAGCCCAACCUGGAACCUUCUCACCAUCUCAGCAGAGCCUUGUGGCCAGAUCAUGAGAAUAAGGGUCUGUCUCAAACCAUGUCCUUUAAGCUAUGGCUUGGACAGACUGGACAAACCAGUCAUGGCGUCACGGGAAUCACUGGAUGGAAGCUUUCUUCAGUCACUUGGUCAGACCAAGAUUCUUUCUGGAUCCAAAUCCUGGUAUCUUUCAGUAUCAUAUGAACAUUGGAUAUUUGGGGCAAAGGUCAUAGAGAAAAUAAAGUCAUUUAAGACCUGGA
Messenger RNA from Jaculus jaculus (lesser Egyptian jerboa), 1558 nucleotides. RefSeq names its product dihydroorotate dehydrogenase (quinone) (gene Dhodh). Lineage: Eukaryota; Metazoa; Chordata; Mammalia; Rodentia; Dipodidae. Gene Ontology annotation, molecular function: dihydroorotate dehydrogenase activity. Gene Ontology annotation, cellular component: mitochondrial inner membrane; cytoplasm. The transcript is spliced from 9 exons. Gene Ontology annotation, biological process: UMP biosynthetic process; 'de novo' pyrimidine nucleobase biosynthetic process. Bases 80 to 1267 code for a protein of 395 amino acids. The record is from RefSeq and is a predicted model, not a curated record.